AAGGAGGGUGUGUCCAAACGCAAGUAAGCUUUAGUAUUGGCAGAGCAGGUUUUUCAGGUCUACAGUGGACAUUAAAAAGAUGCACAUGUGGCUCCGUUCCUUUUUUAUUCCUUUAGCGAAUAGCGGCAGCGGGACGAUGGCAGCGGCCACACAGUCGAUGGGGAGUUUGCCCAGCGGAAUCCAGAUCUGUACAACUGCACCGGAUAUCCUCUACCUGCCCGAACUGGUGUUCGGAGGGUUAGUAUGGAUCCUAGUGGCUUCCACACUUGUGAAACCCGAGAACCCUCAGGGAUGGGUCAUGUUUGUGUCCGUCUUUUGCUUUGUGAUGACCCUCCUCUGGCUCAUUAUCUUUGCCUGUGGAGGACACAAGAACCGCAGCUCUUGGGCUACAGCGGACUUUAUUUAUCACCUAAUUGCUGCCAUGUUCUACCUGAGUGCCUCAGUACCCCUGGCCUCUGUAACUAUCAACAUGAAAAAUGACACUGCACAGUCCAUAUAUCCCUUUAAGUACUACCAAAUCGACAUUGCAUCAGUGGUGUUCUCCUAUAUUGCCACAUUGCUCUACUUCAUCCAUUGCAUUCUUUCUGCUGUUCGGUGGAAAUCCUUCUGAUGAAACAAAACAAAGAAUUGGAGGAAAGAAAAAACAAAUUAACAGCCACUAACGGGGGAAAACACUGGAAAAGCACUGAGGCUGAGAAAGACAAACUUCAGUGGUUAGUCAUUAUUGGAAGCACUCGACUCAAAAACACCAGCCACAGAUGUGACUGAAACACCCUUAAUUAACUCUAAACAUGAUGGAAUUCAAACUAGAUUAGAUUUCAACCCUUUUUCAUUUUCUUGAAGCUUUGAACAUUUGGGAGGGAAGGGAAAUAUUUUAUAACUGUAUUGGUUAUAUUAAGUUGGCCCAGAGUGUAGGUGUUGAUUAGGAAACAGAAUGCGGGUUUUGUAUACUCAAUUGCAACUUUGUAACAGAUCAAUAAAUAUUUGUAUAUUUAGGUACUACACACUAACAACAUAAUAUUGUAAUAAAAAGAGUAGGAACUGGACAAUGUCCUGCGUAGUUAAUGCAUGAGUGUCUUUUGCUGUUUCAGUUACACCCAUAACAGGAGAAUAAUAUCAAAAAUACAGCCAUGCAAUCGCCUUAGACAAACAUAUUAAUAGAAUGUGGCAUACAUUUUCUGUUCCAGCAUGACAAUGCCCCUUUGCACAAAGCUAGGUCCAUAAAGAAAUAGUUGAAGUCUGGUGUGUAAGCACUUGACUGGCCUGCACAAAGCCCAGACCUGAACAGUUUUAGCAUGAAUUGGAAGGUCGAGCACAUCUCCAAAAAUUCAGUGCCUGACCUCACUGAUACUUGUUUCUAAAUAAGAGUAAAUCCCCACAGCAAUGUUCCAACAUCUAGUGGAAAGCCUUCCUGUACGAGUAAAAGCUGUUAUAGCACUAGAGCGAACACAAUUCCUUUGUAAUGCUCAUGGUUUUGAGAUUAAAUGUUCAACAAAUGGGUGUGGUGUUUGGGUGCCCAUAUCAUUUUGGUCAUAGUUGUAAAUAUGCUUCAUUUUUUUUCAUACAGGAAAAUGAGAAUAGCAAUUACAGAAUUCACAGAUGUUGAAAAUGUUUAUAAUGUGUAAAUCAUAGUAUUCUGGCCUUUAUAAAUGUUUAUGUGUGAUAGAUGAGCUUGUGACUGUAUGAACACAUCUGGAAGUUCUUCUAAUGUAGGGAAAAUCCCUCAUCCAACUCGUGUCUGAGAACAAAGUGCAUGGCCCUUACUCUUAUCCACACAAACAAAUAAUGCAGUUCAAGCCCCAGUAACGGAGCUGUUCAGCUUGCAGUACAAUAAACCGAAAAAUAAUUAACAUUUUCGAGCCAUAUUGGCAGUUUUGGAUUUAUGAGUAAAAUAAGGUCUGUGGUAAACAUUUCUUGACUAUACAUGGACGUUUUGUUUACGUGUGUUUGUUCACACGUAAACAAAAUAACGAUAAAAUAACGCCCACGUAUCUUCAAAUAAAGUUUAUAGUUGGAUCAUUAAAUAGCUUCAAUGUAGUCGGCUACUUUUUUUUUAAAAUAAUGUUUUGUAAGCUAUAACAGCUUCUCAAAAGGUUAACUGACUCUAGUUUAACUACUUUAAACUAGCUUGUCGAGUAGUUUGAACCUAUUUAAUUACAUAACUAUAAGCUUUUAGAAUUACAAAAUCUGUGUAGUAAUGAGUACAAAAGCAAUCUUGAUUAGGGCAAUAGCAUUAAACUUAAACUAAUAAAUUUAUACUAAAUAAAAGUAAACUAGUUCCCAUUUCGAUAAACAUAAGUAUUUUUUCAGAUAUUUAUUUCACUACUAAAAAGAUGACGUAAAAUUAUGUGCAGAAACUUCUGGGAACCCAACUCAGUGAUGCUUCAAAUUAAUAUGUAAUUGUGUUUUAAAUCGAUUGAUGUUGACUGAAAGUGACCAUCUGAAUGAUAUUUAUUAAAAUACAUCAGAC
Myxocyprinus asiaticus (Chinese sucker) is the source of this 2470-nucleotide messenger RNA. RefSeq names its product myelin and lymphocyte protein-like. NCBI's taxonomy places the organism in Eukaryota, Metazoa, Chordata, Actinopteri, Cypriniformes, Catostomidae. Gene Ontology annotation, cellular component: membrane. Bases 80 to 610 code for a protein of 176 amino acids. The record is from RefSeq and is a predicted model, not a curated record. Gene Ontology annotation, molecular function: structural constituent of myelin sheath. The transcript has 4 exons. Gene Ontology annotation, biological process: myelination.